Molecule: messenger RNA, 2355 nt
Organism: Lathyrus oleraceus (garden pea)
Lineage: Eukaryota; Viridiplantae; Streptophyta; Magnoliopsida; Fabales; Fabaceae
Exons: 5
Coding region: 1-2355 (784 amino acids)
Biological process (GO): DNA integration
Molecular function (GO): nucleic acid binding
Source: RefSeq, a predicted model, not a curated record
AUGGUUGCACAGAGCUUUACGGAUUUCACUACCAACUCUGCUAAUCCAUGUUAUCUGCAUCCAAACGAGAAUCCGACUCUUGUUCUCGUUUCUUCACCGCUCGAUGACAAAAAUUACCACACCUGGUCUCGUUCAAUGCAAAUCGCGUUAAUCUCCAAGAACAAAGACAAAUCUAUUGGUGGUACUCUUCCCAAACCCGUUGUUUCAUAUGUUCUUUAUGCGUUGUGGAUUUGUUGCAACACGAUGGUUCUUGCAUGGAUACAACGCUCAAUCUCUACAUCAAUUGCACGAUCGGUUCUAUGGAUUGAAACGGCUGCGGGUGUGUGGAAGAACCUGCAGGUUAGGUUUUCUCAUAGUGACAUUUUCUGCAUAUCUGACAUUCAAGAAGAUCUUUACAAGUUUCGUCAAGGUACCUUAGAUGUAUCCAAUUAUUUUACUCAUUUGAAAGUUUUGUGGGAUGAAUUGGAAACUUAUCGUCUAAUUCCAUCUUGUUCCUAUGCGAUUCCAUGUUCUUGUGGUGCUUCUGCAUCGGUUCGCCAUUAUAGGGAUCAAGACUAUGUGAUUCGAUUCCUUAAGGGUUUAAAUGAGAAAUUCACUCAUUCCAAGAGCCAAAUCAUGAUGAUGAACCUGCUACCUGAUAUUGAUAAGACUUUCUCUUUGGUGAUUCAACAAGAAAGAGAAAUGAAUAAUGUUAUUUCUGCAGUUAUUCCUGUUGUUGGCGAAACUGAAGAGAGCAUAGCUUUGAAUGUAUCUCAUGAUGCUCAGCCAAACAAAUCCAAUUCGUAUAGAGGAAAAUAUCAGGGUGCAGUUGGUUCAAGAGGUCAAAAUCGUGUCUGUAUUCACUGUGGAAGAAAUAACCAUACCAUUGAUACUUGUUUCAUCAAGCAUGGGUAUCCACCAGGCUUCAAGAACAAGACCAAAGCUAAUUCAGUGUCUACAUCUCCUCUUGUGCUAAAUUCUUUGUCUUCCACUGCCAAUGCCUUUACUAGUUAUCAUAAUAUUGUUCCUAUCUCUGUCACUUUACCUAAUGGUUCCCAAUUAUCUGCUUUAAUUUCUGGCUCUAUCAAACUUACACCAUCUUUAACACUGCAUAAUGUCCUUUACAUUCCCUCUUUCAAUAACCCUUCCAUGGAAACGAUUGGUAUAGUUGACUUGCAAUAUGGCUUAUAUGUCCUUCAUUCCAAUGUUUUCCAUGCUUCUUGUAAUUCUGUAACUCCUAAUGAUGGUGAUAUAUGGCAUAUGAGAAAACUUCCCUUUCUUGAUAGUGUUACUUGCAUUAAUGAUCUUUUUGACAUUCUUCAUGCUGACUUAUGGGGUCCUUUUUCUACUAUCUCUAUAUUAGGACACAAAUACUUUCUCACUCUAGUUGAUGAUCAUUUUAGGUUCACAUGGGUGAUUUUUCUUAAAACCAAAGAUGAAACUAGAGAUAGUCUUAUAAACUUUGUAGCAUACGUUGAGAAACAAUUUAAUAAACAUAUAAAAUGCUUGAGGUCUGAUAAGGGUACAAAAUUUCUAGCCUUACACAGUUUCCUAUUUGCUAAGGGCAUUCUACAUCAAAAAUCUUGUGUUGAAACCCCUCAACAAAAUGGGAUUGUUGAAAGGAAACAUCAACAUAUACUUAAUGUAGCUAGGGCCCUACACUUUCCAUCCAAUGUGCCUUUAACAAUGUGGAAUUUUUGUGUGCAGCAAGCUAUCCAUGUUAUUAAUAGACUCCCUACCCCUUUGCUUAAACUAAAAUGCCCUUAUGAAAUUCUAUACCAAGAGCCUCCCUCCCUUAUUCACCUUAAAGUGUUUGGAUGUCUAAGCUAUGCUACCUCUCUUAUGGCCCAUAGGACCAAGUUUGACCCUAGGGCACGCAAGGCUGUCUUUAUAGGCUAUAAAGAGGGAACUAAGGGCUAUAUCCUAUAUGAUUUGACCCAUCACAGUAUUUUUGUAUCAAGACAUGUUAUCUUUUAUGAAAACAUAUUUCCAUUCAAAUCUCAACUUUAUUCCCAAGAUAGCCAUAGUUCUGCUCCUCCCUGUGAUGUUAGUUCAAACCCUAACCCUCCUUUAUGUGAUGAUACAACCCCCAUUGAACCAUCAGACAAUAACUUGCCUACCCUGCAUCCAUCAGACAAUACAUUGUCUGAUGUCCCUGAUACUCCCAACCCAGGUUCUCCUCCCAACCUUCUCAUUAAUGAUAAUAUCAGCCCUAGCUCUUUUGUCCAUAACUCUCCACCGUCCUCUUUAUCCAUCAGUCUCACUCCUGCUCUUGUUAAUAAUAAUGAUAAUAAUUCUCCACAUUAUGAUCAGCCUCCUAUAAGACAUUCUACUAGAGUCUCUAAUCCUCCCUCAUACCUUGCUGAUUAUCAUUGA